Messenger RNA from Penicillium olsonii, 1842 nucleotides. The record is from the annotation of a GenBank genome assembly. Lineage: Eukaryota; Fungi; Ascomycota; Eurotiomycetes; Eurotiales; Aspergillaceae.
AUGAGGCCACAAACGGCAUCGCUCAGGCGGGCGCCCAUCAAAAAUAUGUUGACCCGAAUCCCAGCCGGAGCACGCGGGCUCAAUGCGACAGCACUUCCAUUGCGCGCGAAUACCAAUCGACCUACACUUCCCCGACCCAGCACAUGCUUUCAACAGCAAAGAUGGAUUACACAAAAAUACAUUCAACGUAUGAAGGAUGGCGAAGAGGAGUGGGCUGGCUUUGCGAGGCAGAUCAAGGCAGGGAAGAGACAGAACUUUGCGCAACACCUAGAGGCACGAGGGUUGAUUCAUGAUGUGGUUGGCGAACGCGACUUGCUGCACAAUGUCCUCACGGAGAAACGCGCUGGCAUCUACGUUGGCAUUGACCCGACUGCUCCCUCAAUGCAUGUUGGGCAUAUGCUUCCCUUCAUGGUUUUGGCCUGGGGCUAUGUCUGGGGCCUACCAGUUACAUUUUUGCUUGGCGGUGCUACAUCUCGAGUCGGCGAUCCUAGUGGUCGAUUGAAGGGCCGCGAUGCAGUGCACUCUUCGAUCCGAAAGGCCAACAUGGCUAGCAUGCAUAUGCAACUCAAGAAACUGGGCACCAGUAUUGAGCAGUACGGCCGGAGACACGGAUACGAACGACAGCCGAUGUGGAAGCGGGCCUUGACGAACAAUAAUACUUGGUGGAACUCAAUGCCGUUCCUUGAAGUGCUGCGAGAUCUCGGUGCCUACAUGCGCCUUGGUCCCAUGCUUGGGAGAGAUACUGUCAAGACACGACUGGAAGGCGACGGUAUGUCGUUUGCCGAGUUCUCUUACCCGCUUCUGCAAGCUUGGGAUUGGUGGACUAUGUUCCAAAAGGGAACUCAAAUUCAAGUUGGAGGUGCCGACCAGUAUGGAAACAUCCUGUUCGGUAUGGAGGCUGUCAAGUCUAUCAGUCGGAAUACUGCGGACGAGCAAGUCCGUGACCCGCUUGAGUCCAAAAUCGACCACCCCAUCGGCUUCACCACGCCGCUUCUCACCGCACCUAAUGGCGAGAAGUUUGGGAAGUCUGCAGGCAAUGCUGUUUGGCUUGACAAGGACCUGACCUCUACAUUCGAACUGUACCAAUUCUUCGUGCGCACGCCCGACGACGUCGUCGAACGGUACCUCAAGUUGUUCACCUUCAUUCCCUUGCCUGAGAUCGCCAAAAUCAUGGAAGAGCAAAAUAAGGACCCAUCAAAGCGCGUUGCACAGCAUGCGCUCGCCUCUGAAUUUGUCGAGCUUGUGCACGGCAAGCAGGAAGCCGACGCAGUCGCUCUCCAACACCGUCAGCUCUUCCGUCCACGAGGCUCGACAGCUGCCCCUACCCCCCUCCCCAAAACCUCCACUCCUCCUGCCAGUCAUUUGCGAUCCAUCACUGCUGGCUUCGAAACACCCCAAUCCGGAAACCCCUAUGCCCCCCAAACCAACUUCGCCAACAUGGGCGAUAUGAAAGUGACCCUGCCUGAAUCACUAGUGUUCAAUCAGCCAUUCAACAAGGUUCUUUGGUCUGCCGGCCUUGUUUCCUCCAAGGGUGAGGGUCAUCGUGUCAUUGUGAACAAUGGCGCCAAGGUUGGAAGUCGCCCCGGUGACAGUGGCCCGAUGACCGACCAGUUGUCGUUCACCCCCAUCCGUAUUUGGGGCGCCGAGAAAACCAAGGAGUUUGUCUUAAACGGCAACCUCUUGAUGCUCAAGAUGGGCAAGUGGAAGUUCAAGUCUGUUAACAUCGUAAGCGACGAGGAAUUCCGCUCGCAAGGGCUCACUGCUCCUGGAUGGGAGGAACUGAACGAGCCCGAGGCCGCCGAAACGACGGAAUCGACGGAGUCAACCGAGUCCAAGGCAUGA